AUGCCGGCUGGGGACGGUUCAUCUGAAACGUCGCAACUCGUACCUCCUAGCAGCAACGCCAAUUACAGCUACAUGAAUUUAAUAAAUAAUUUCGCUGCGAUACUAUUUAAUGGAAUAAUUAUAUACUGCUGUUUUCGCGAUGGAGUAUCUCUCUUUUCGUUUCAUCCAAUACUUAUGUCUAUUGGGUGGUUAAUAUUCAUGUGCACUGCAGUCAAUGCAGUUACUCCUGGUGACUUUGCGACCGAAUGGAUGCCUAUCCGCCUACGCAGUGCAAGACAUUGGGUGUUGCAACUGGUAGCUGCAACCUUUAUUCUUACAGGUUUCAUUAUAAUAUUAACAAAUAAGAUAAUCAAUGAAACGAUGCCUAACAUUAAGUUGCAAUCAUCUGAUAAUGAGAUAUUCGAUGUCGACGUUGAAAUAGCAAAAUGCUCUGUGACUAUAAAAACUAUGUUGGAAGAUUUAGGAAUGGAUGAUGAUGAGGAAGAAGUUGUGCCACUUCCAAACGUCAAUUCGGCUAUAUUGAAGAAAGUUAUUCAGUGGGCAACCUACCAUAAAGAUGACCCUCCUUUACCAGAAGACGAUGAAAACAAAGAAAAACGUACUGAUGAUAUAUCAUCGUGGGAUGCAGAUUUUUUAAAGGUUGACCAAGGGAAUAUGAUUAAGGGAAAAACACCAGAGGAGAUUCGUAAAACAUUUAACAUUAAGAAUGACUUUACUGCUGCUGAAGAAGAGCAAGUUCGUAAAGAGAAUGAAUGGUGUGAAGAAAAGUAA
Messenger RNA from Leptosia nina, 771 nucleotides. The record is from the annotation of a GenBank genome assembly. Lineage: Eukaryota; Metazoa; Arthropoda; Insecta; Lepidoptera; Pieridae.